AUGGCCGAUGCAAGACAUAUUGCGCACAUCAUCGAGGCUGCGCUGUUUGAGGAGAAUUUUAGCUUCCUCUCGUAUGAAACAGUGAAUUUUUGCAUCAACAAGCAACGAUCAGGGGCUCUUCAUGCACCUUGCAUCAAGGCAACAAUACUUAGUUACUUCACCUCCUCACAAAAGCGGCCAAAAGAGACUAUUCAUCGUCACACAGGACUUUUUACAGCAAUUUCUCCAGAGCUAGUGGCAUUUGCACUCAUAACGAUCGAAUGUGCACUGAGGGAGUGGGUAGGGGGAAGCCGCACCGUCAUAGCCUUUUCAAGUGAAAGCUUUUCCGGACGCUUUGCUGGACACCUCAAGUGGAUCCACGAAUGGGGCAAACGUUCCCCUGACAACUGGAGGGAAGUUUCUGAUGAUCUUCUCAAGGCAGUAGCAACUCGUUGUGAAUAUACAGAAUGCAGAGAUGCUACCAUAGCACGUGUGCUCCACGACGAUGAUUAA
This is a messenger RNA of Cantharellus anzutake, 492 nucleotides long. RefSeq lists its product as uncharacterized. NCBI's taxonomy places the organism in Eukaryota, Fungi, Basidiomycota, Agaricomycetes, Cantharellales, Hydnaceae. The transcript is spliced from 4 exons. The coding region runs from base 1 to 492 and encodes 163 amino acids. The record is from RefSeq and is a predicted model, not a curated record.